Molecule: messenger RNA, 1755 nt
Organism: Heterocephalus glaber (naked mole-rat)
Lineage: Eukaryota; Metazoa; Chordata; Mammalia; Rodentia; Bathyergidae
Gene: Dmrtc2
Product: DMRT like family C2
Biological process (GO): regulation of DNA-templated transcription
Cellular component (GO): nucleus
Molecular function (GO): sequence-specific DNA binding
Source: RefSeq, a predicted model, not a curated record
GCCAGUGCUUGAAGCUCAUUGGUCCUUGGAGGAUGGCGCGGGAAAACUAGCGCGAGAGUGACCGUUCCUCUCACCACUUUGUCUCUCCUUUCCUUCGCCUCCUCUCCGCUGAGUCUGACUCCGCUCGAGGCUGUGGUAACCACGGGGUGGCGGCAUGAACUCGAGCCCUCCUCACUCACUCUCUACUGCUCCUUCUCUCUUAUCCAUGGAACCCAGUGAAACACCUGCUGCCAACCACUCCCCCACUGACUCUGGCUCAGGAAUUGAGACCAGAGUCACCCAGGGCACAGAGCUUAUCCCCAGAAGAUCUGUCAGUCGUUUUCCAACUUGUGCCCGGUGCCGCAAUCAUGGCAUCACAGCCCAUCUCAAGGGCCAUAAGCGCCUCUGCCUCUUUCAGGCUUGCGAGUGUCACAAAUGUGUCCUCAUCCUGGAACGCCGGCGAGUCAUGGCUGCUCAGGUGGCUUUGCGCAGGCAGCAGGAGGCCCAGCUAAAGAGGCAGCUAGCUCAGGGACUCGUGAGGAGAGGGGCAACCCCUCUCAAAGUGCCUAUCCAUAUUAAGAAAGAACCUACUCAAUCAGGGGUGCCCUCUGGAAAGGAGAAUAUAGCACCUUUGCCUCAGAAUCUCCAUGGGGCAAUCCCACUGGCACUGACACCUCCUAGGAAGGAGAACUCCUGUGGGCCUCUGCUGCUCAGUCAUCCCCCAGACAUCUUGCCUUUGCCUUGGACUCCAAUGCCUCCCAGCCCUUGGGGCCAUGGACACUGGCUGCCUCCAGGCCUCUCCAUGCCACCUCCAGUGGUGUGUCACUUGCUGUGCCAAGAACCUGCUGUCCCUCUGCAUCCCUUCGCUGGCUUUGACCCUGGUACCUCCUUCCGGCUGCCCGCUCAUGGGUCCCUCCAAGCCUUCCCAGGAUCUCGCUCAGUACUGACAGCUCCUCCUUCUGGAGAGCCUCAAGGGCCCCCUACCCUGCCACACACAUGCUCAACUGUGAUACUCCAGUCUUGUGGUGCCCCGGACUCUCUUCUGCUACAGCCACAGGCCCCUGGAGCCUCUCGUCUGGCCUGGACAUCUCCCCCCUCAGAGUGGCAGCUGCAGCAGGAGGCAGCUGAGGCUCUUGUAGGUCUGAAAGACUCAUCCCAGGCUCCCCGACUGACCCCAUCUGUAUCCCCUAACCCCACCUGGAUCUCCCUACUCCACCCCUGUGGCCCACCAGACACUAGCCACCUGCUCAAGUCUGGAGAGGGAAUGAAGAAGUAACCAGGGUCUGGCCUGGGAGGAGGUAACUGCCUUCCAGGAGCUUCCGUUCUAGCUGGGGAACCAAGGUGCCUUCACAAGUAUCAGUGGCAAGACCUGAGGAACUCUGAAGAGUGAGAAACACUCAGGAGGACAGAGAAGAAGGCUGAGAGUCCUCCUGUCCAAUGGUGGAUUGGCCUAGAGGAACUUCUGAAAUAGGGAGGGAUGAGGCUAGAGAGGCUUCUGACUAUGGAGAUCUGUCAUGCUGGGCUUAGGAGUUUAGACCACCAACUGUGCACAAAAGGGAACUGUUUCUGAAAUAGACAAGGAUAUAUUCAGAGACCCUGAACUUUAGAAAGUCAAGUAUGUUGGGUUUGAUGAAAGGGCAGGAGAAAGGAAGACUGGAAAUGAGAAAAUCAGUAAGGAGGGGGGUCUGCAAUAAGCCAGGUGAACAAGCAUGAGGCCUGGAUCAGAUGGGGUAAACAGGGAGUUUCUAGGAGGGAAAAUGGAUGUGACCUGGUCCU